AGAGGGUGCGGCUGCAUGACUAAUGAUCACGUGACUCAUGUGAUGUCAUCCUCUACGCUCUUCCGGGUGUUUUCCUGUGGCUCGACUGUGACAGAGAACUAACGCAGUGUGCUUGUUGUGUUAAAACUCUAGUUUUGCCGAAAUGAACCGUAUAUUCGGCAGUGGGAAACCCAAAGCUCCCCCUCCAAACUUGACGGACUGCAUAGGAAAUGUUGAUUCUCGGGCUGAGUCCAUUGACAAGAAGAUUGCCAGACUAGAUGCUGAACUUGUAAAAUACAAGGAUCAGAUGAAAAAGAUGAGAGAUGGACCCUCAAAGAAUAUGGUCAAGCAAAAGGCAAUGAGAGUUCUGAAGCAGAAGAGAAUGUAUGAGGGCCAGAGAGAUAAUCUCAUGCAGCAGUCGUUCAAUAUGGAACAAACAAACUACACAAUCCAGACCCUUAAAGACACUAAAACCACAGUUGAUGCCAUGAAAAUCGGCCUCAAGGACAUGAAGAAGGCAUACAAGAACGUGAAAAUUGACAAGAUUGACGAUCUUCAAGAUCAGCUGGAGGACAUGAUGGAGGAUGCCAAUGAGAUCCAGGAAGCACUGAGCAGAAGCUAUGGUACCCCUGAAAUUGAUGACGACGACUUGGAAGCAGAGCUGGAUGCUUUGGGAGAUGAGCUCCUAAUGGAUGAGGACAGCUCCUACCUUGAUGAAGCUUCAUCAGCUCCCUCCAUCCCAGAGGGCAUGCCUGGAGACAAGUCAACCAACAGGGAUGGUGUUCUGGUGGAUGAGUUUGGCCUUCCUCAGAUUCCUGCUACAUAGAGGAGCAAUCAGAGCAUACACUGGUUAUACAUGUAUCAUAGCCUUUUUACUAUUAAUCCAAGUGACACUCCCAUCCUGACGGAGACUAAAACCAGACAUCCUUAAUCAAAGACUCUGAUUAUUAUUCUAUGGGUGAGCUAUAUCAUAUAUAUGAUGUGAUUUAUGGAAUUGGGACUCUCUUAACUUUGUACAGUUUCUAUGGCAUUGAGUUGCCAAGAACAAAAUAAAUUAUAUUUUUCAAACAAUA
This is a messenger RNA of Scatophagus argus, 1052 nucleotides long. RefSeq names its product charged multivesicular body protein 5b (gene chmp5b). Gene Ontology annotation, cellular component: multivesicular body. Gene Ontology annotation, biological process: late endosome to vacuole transport via multivesicular body sorting pathway; vesicle budding from membrane. Lineage: Eukaryota; Metazoa; Chordata; Actinopteri; Scatophagidae. The transcript is spliced from 8 exons. The record is from RefSeq and is a predicted model, not a curated record. The coding region runs from base 143 to 805 and encodes 220 amino acids.